Saitoella complicata NRRL Y-17804 is the source of this 3279-nucleotide messenger RNA. RefSeq lists its product as uncharacterized. The record is from RefSeq and is a predicted model, not a curated record. Gene Ontology annotation, molecular function: GTPase activator activity; myosin II binding; syntaxin binding. NCBI's taxonomy places the organism in Eukaryota, Fungi, Ascomycota, Saitoellomycetes, Saitoellales, Saitoellaceae. Gene Ontology annotation, cellular component: cytoplasm; plasma membrane. Gene Ontology annotation, biological process: establishment of cell polarity; regulation of protein secretion; regulation of exocytosis. The transcript has 3 exons. The coding region runs from base 22 to 3279 and encodes 1085 amino acids.
AAACAAACCACCAAGACCACUAUGAGUCUGUUAACAAGGGUCAAGAAGACCGUUGGGACUAAUCUCUCAGCGGGUCUGAUGAGGGAUAAUUUUCAUUUGAAUUACUUGACGCAUCAUGGCAUACACGGCACGAUCUCGACGAUGCAUUUCGAUCCUGUGCAGGGGUUGUUGGCGGUUGGUACCUAUGAAGGUUCAGUCGAUGUCCUUGGACAGAGCGGUGUCCAGGUCACCUUUCACGUCAGCAAUUCACCGGCAAUCAGGCACGUACGGGUACAUGGACCACGAUUGGUGGUAGUGGAUGCCAAGAACGCCCUCACUAUAUUCUCACUCGAAACGUGUGAACGAACUUCCGUCUACUCCGCCCGCGGCCUCGUCACCUGCAUUCACACCGAUCCCUCCCUAGAUUGGCUCUUCAUUGGUCUAAAUGACGGUACGAUCGAUGUCUGGGAUUUGGACCGCGAACGUAUCGCCCCGUUUCGUAUCCCGAAUCUCUACAAAGAACGUCAAGAUCAAUGGCGAUUCAUGCAAUAUAAAUGGGCUCCACCGCGGUCGAAAAUCUCGCCUGUGGUAGCUAUGCAGAUGCACCCAAGAGAUAUUGGGCUGUUGUUAGUGGGAUACCCGGAUGGUGCCGCGCUGUUCAGCUUUAAGGAGAAUAAGGCGAUCAGGUUUUGGGAGUUGGUGAUUCCGCCUGGAGCACCGGGUGGUGAUACCGAUCCGAGUAUGAUACAGACGCUCCGGAGACCAUGUUUAACGAGCAUAUCUUGGCACCCUUCCGGCGUGCAUCUGGUCACGGCACACGAGGAUGGGUGUAUGGCAUUCUGGGAUGCGAAAGUUGAGGGAGGGCCGUUGCAAACGAGAACGCUGACGGAGACAGAGGUGGAUAUUCCAGGACAUCAUACGCUUCAACCACCUGCGACUGGAACGUUCUCGGUGCGUGAGCCAAUCUUUAGGAUGUCGUGGUGUAGUCUGGGGACACCGGAGGAAACCCAGCUCGUCGUUGCGGGUGGGUUAUUCAGUGGGACGGCAGCGCCGGGCUUGACGCUGCUUGACUUUGGACCGCUGCCUGGUGGUUUUACGAAAGCCCCCACCCCACAGCAGUUUACAGAGUACUACUCCAUGCCACGGAGGACGAAGAUUCUGCCGACGAUGUCUUCGGCUAUGCCGUUGGAUUUUGUCGUCUUUCCUUACGGUACGCCGCAUUACCUCGGAACGCAUAACCCGACAGCCCUUCUAGUGCUACUUUCUACCAACGAACUCGCACUCCUCGGGUUCCCCGAUGGAAGAGCAUUGGAUCCCGCAAAGGUCCUCCCUCCAGCACUGGCCCUCCUUACGCCUCGUGCUCUGCACGUCGCCGUCACCCCAGUGACUCGGGAGAAGUGGCUAGGCAUGACCGGAGGAAACAACGGCAAAUCCGCCGGACCCGGUGACCAGCUUCUUAUCGGUGGUGCCCCCGCCCGUCAACGUCUCCGUGCAUUCGCACACCGUAAUGUAAUGAUGACAUCCCACGCUGACGCAACCGUACGUCUCUGGGAUGCUUCACAUGGGGAGGUGGAAAAUACGUCUGUUUUGACGGCCGAUUUGAGGAAGAUUCUGGGAGAGGGUAGGGAUGGACCACCAAGGAUUACGAAGACCGGUUUGAGUAAGAUGACGGGUGAACUCGCGGUUGGCACUGAAGCGGGAGAGUGUAUCAUCUACAGAUUUGGGAAGACGCGGGCGGCGGAGGCGAUGGGUGCUGGUGGUGCUGAGACGGCAAUGGGUGCACCUAGGAUGCCGACGGUGAAGGAGUUGGAGGCAGAGAUGGGUGGUGUUACGAUGGAUGAGCCGGACCAGAUGGAGAUGCCCCCUCAGCGUGUUCAGCCGUCGCAGAUGGCUAGUCCGCCUCUGUCGCCUGAUCCGGAGAAACACAGUAAGAGAUUUAGUGGUUUGUUGGGACGGAGAUCCUCGACGCAAGCUGGUCCCAAGUCACCUGCGCUGCCGCAGGGCGUUGUGCCAGGCCCGCAGACAUCGAAGGAUUUGUUGCAGAAUAUCUCGCAUAUGACGGAUCCGGCUGUUUCUUCUGGAUUUCUUCCGGUAUGUGCAGUCCGUGCGCAUCGAGGCGGCGUGACGUGCAUCAAGACGACCGAUGUCGGAUUCAUCGCAAUUGGGUAUGAGUAUGGUGCGAUUGCGUUGGUCGAUAUGCGUGGGCCUGCUGUCAUUCUGUUGGAGGAUUUGGUUAAUCUGAAGGGGAAGCAGGGUGAAGUUGAGCUUGAAACGCCUACUUGCUUUGAGGUUGCCGUAAUGUCGCUACAGGAUGGCGCGAGGCCGAAUAUCCUUCUCUUUACGGGAACUUCGGCAGGGAGGAUCAUUUGUCAUAAGCUGGUGCCGACACCGCAUGGUGGGUAUAGUGUGCACUUUGAGUACGCGAAUAGUCAUUCACAGGAUGGAUCGAUCGUGGCAUUGUUGCCGAUAGAACUGGACACGGGUUUGUCUGCAGUCGCCAUGCCGGCUAACUUGAGGACUGAUGUCCCCAUUGAUGGGGGUAUAAUUGCAGUGUCUGCUGGUGGUGUCAGACUUGUCAAGGGUGACUCGCACAAGACACGUGCGUCGUUCCCAGCGCAAUGCACGGCUGCCAGUAUUCUUUCGCGAGGUACGGGAGAUGUUGCUGUUGCCUGCGUCAUGGAUUCCAGGCGUAUCCGUGUUUUGUCUCUUCCGUUCUUUGAGGAGAUAGCGGAUAUCAUCAUUGCUGGUGAUAUCCAACGUCUGGAGGAGGCAGUAUUGACCGAGAACGGAGAUUUGUUCAUCUGGACUGGCGCUGCUGAACUUGGGCUCUUCUCCUUGUGGCACACCGGCGGUCGGCCACCGAGUGCACAGCAAGACCAGUUGUUUGAUGCGCUGAAAGCGACGCCGGCCAGGCCUACGAUUAGUACUUGGCAAUGGGUUACUGGCACGGUGUAUGUUAACCAGCAGGAUCUGGACUUACUCAUUGGAGGCCCGAACCGACCUCCGUCGAAGAAAAUGCUGCUGGAGCAGCGUGCGAGGGAUGAACAGCAGAGGUUGGCUGCGCGUGCUCAUGCCCAAGCUGGCAUGACACAAGGCAUCCAAAACGACGCGAACUCGGGUGUAUUCGGUCAGAUGGCGCAGAACCUUAACGAACGUGGAGAGCGAUUGGGGACGAUGGAAAACCAGUUUGAUCACUUGGAGCAGGCUACAGGAGAAUGGUUGAAGGAGAUCAAGGGUUUCGCUGGACAAACGAAGCGCAAGGCGGUGAUGAAAGGAUUGGGUCUUGGUUCAUUCUUCUAA